This is a messenger RNA of Leptosia nina, 234 nucleotides long. The record is from the annotation of a GenBank genome assembly. Lineage: Eukaryota; Metazoa; Arthropoda; Insecta; Lepidoptera; Pieridae.
AUGGAUCUGAGAGUGUUGGUAUGGUUUAGUUUGUUCGCGCUUGUGGCUUGUUCAGGCAAUGAAAGUGUCCCUGAUACUUCAGGUUCCAAAGAUAAUUAUAGACCCAGUGGGACCCUCGCUAGUAUUGGCAGAAUGUUCAUCGACAUACCACUCGGAUUUGUAGAAGCGCUCAAAGAUGCUGCAGAAGCUAUAGAAAGUGUCGCUGUAGCGUUGGUGAAAGGAGUUUUUAGUUAA